AUGCCGUCCGACACACCUGAGCAGCAGCAGCAGCAGCAGCAGCAGCAGCCGCCUCACCCCGACGACGACCUCGACGUUCUCGCCGCCGACGACGCUGCCGAGGAAUUCGCCGACGACGACAAUGACAUGGCCAUGGACUCUGACGACGACCAGGAGCUCCUCCUCGCCAACGACGCCAUUGCCUACUUUGACGAGCCGCAAGAUUCCCUCUUUGCCAUUGCCCAGCACCCCGCGCACCCGUCCCUCGUCGCCGUCGGCGGCUCCGCCGACUCCAUCAACGCGCUGUGCUGGACGCUGCCCGCCGGCGAAGUGCUCGUGAGCGGCGGUCUGGACGGCCGCGUACGCGCCUGGAAGGCCGACGUCUCGCCCGCCGCGGGCCUCGGGAUGACGUUGCUCGGCGAGGCGCAAGAGGUCGAGGAGGUCAACUGGAUCGCCGCGUGCCCUUCGCCCGACUCCCCCAACACGAUUGCCCUCGGCGCCAACGACGGCUCCGUCUGGGUGUACACGAUUGACCCGUCCGACCCCGCCAACCCGCUGCAGAUUGUGCAGUCGUACUUUUUGCACACGGGCGGCUGCACCGCCGGCACCUGGACGCCCGACGGUCGGCUGCUGGCGACCGUGUCCGAGGACGGCACGCUGUACGUCUGGGAUGUCUGGGGCGCGGCCGCCGCGCGCGGCAUCGUCGACAGCAACGGCCAGACGGCCGUCGCGCUGUCCCCCGAGGACCAGCGCUUCGCCGUCGAGGGCGGCCUGUACUCCGUCGCCGUUGACCCCAAGGCCACGUUUGUCGCCGUCGGCGGCGCCGGCGGCGCCAUCAAAAUCGUGUCCCUUCCGCGCCUCGGCAACACCACCUCUUCUUCCCAACAAAACAAGUCCCCCUCGGGCGUCGCCGACGCCACCACGGGCGGCCAGAUCCUCGCGUCGCUGCAUACCCAGACCGACGGCGUCGAGACGCUCGCCAUCACCCUCGCGCAGACGACGCCCGCGACCGUGCUCCUUGCCGCGGGCUCCGUCGACGGCUCCAUCUGCGUGUACGACGCGACGAGACGCUUUGCCGUCCGCCGCCACAUUGUCGGUGCGCACGAGGAGCACUCGGUCGUCCGAGUCGACUUUGUCAAGAACUCGUGGCUGCUCACGUCGUGCGGCAUGGACGGCGUCGUGCGACGUUGGGACCUCCGGGGGAGCGCAGGGGCAGGCGCGCAGGCGGCCGGCGGCGCGGCGGGCGCCUCUGACGGCGGCCUGGUCAAGGAGUGGAAGGGCCACCGCGGGGAUGGCGAGGGCGGCGGCGUGCUCGGCUUCGUGCAGGGCGAGACAGGUGAGAGGGUCGUCACAGCGGGCGAUGAUGGUGUCUCUUUGGUAUUUGAGGCGUAG
This is a messenger RNA of Beauveria bassiana ARSEF 2860, 1371 nucleotides long. RefSeq names its product 60S ribosome biogenesis protein Sqt1. NCBI's taxonomy places the organism in Eukaryota, Fungi, Ascomycota, Sordariomycetes, Hypocreales, Cordycipitaceae. Gene Ontology annotation, molecular function: protein binding. The coding region runs from base 1 to 1371 and encodes 456 amino acids. The transcript is spliced from 2 exons. The record is from RefSeq and is a predicted model, not a curated record.